Molecule: messenger RNA, 2326 nt
Organism: Oppiella nova
Lineage: Eukaryota; Metazoa; Arthropoda; Arachnida; Sarcoptiformes; Oppiidae
Source: the annotation of a GenBank genome assembly
AUGAGUGGAGAUAACAAAGACGUGGACAAAGUGACCGCAUCUAUGGCUAGCGUACAGCUGAAGGAGAUGUCACCGCUUCCCGACUUCAUCGACAAACGGAUCCAAUUGUGGGAGAAAUUCAAAGAGAGAUAUCUGAAGGAGUUGUCGGAAAAGCCUAACCAUAGCAUCAAAGUGACGGUUAGAGACAAGAGUGGCGAAGAAAAACAGGCGGAAGCGCUGAGUUGGAAGACAUCACCGGCAGAGGUGGCCAAACAGGUGGGACCCAAGUCGUGGACCGACUCUCUGGUGAUCGCUCGCGUCAAUGGAGUUCUCUGGGAUUUGGAUCGUCCUCUUGAGGAGGACUCAGACAUUCACUUAUUGACGUUCAAUGACGACGACGGUCGUCAAGUGUUUUGGCACUCUUCGGCUCAUAUGUUGGGUGAAGCGGUUGAGCGCCUGUAUGGCUGUCAUCUGUGUUACGGUCCUCCCAUCGACACCGGUUACUAUUACGACGCCUUCAUGUGCGGAUCAGCCCAGGGAUCGGAACCAAACGAAUUGAAUUCUGUGUCCACUUCUCAUUUCUCGACCAUCGAAUCGUUGAUGAAAAACAUUAGUAAUGAGAAGCAGGCCUUCGAGAGACUGGAGCUCACGAAAGACGAGUUGAUUGAAAUGUUUUCCUACAAUCAGUUCAAAGUGAGAAUUUUGAGGGACAAGAUCAAGGAGGAGAGAACCACUGUCUACCGGUGCGGUACUCUCAUUGAUCUCUGUCGCGGACCACACGUCAGACACACCGGAAACGUCAAGGCAUUCAAAGUGACCAAAUCGUCGUCAUCGUAUUGGGAGGGGAAGGCAGACGCGGAAUCUCUUCAACGAAUUUAUGGCAUUUCAUUCCCGGAUUCUAAACAACUGAAGGAAUGGCAGCGAAUCCAAGAGGAGGCGGCCAAACGUGAUCACCGGAAGUUGGGUCGAGAACAGGGCCUCUUCUUCUUCCAUGAGUUGAGUCCCGGCUCUUGUUUUUUCACUCCAAAAGGGGCCCACAUUUACAACUCUCUCAUGGAUUUUAUUCGGAGCGAAUACCGAAAGCGUGGCUUUCAAGAAGUGAUUUCUCCAAACAUUUAUAACUUCAAGUUAUGGCAGAUAUCAGGACACGGAGACCAUUACGCGGACAAUAUGUUUAUAUUCGAUGUCGACAAAGAGAAGUUUGGAUUGAAGCCCAUGAACUGUCCUGGACACUGUCUCAUAUUCGACUCAGAUGUCGUGGCGGGAACUGCCCCUCCGAUUGGCCGACUUUGGAGUUUUGCACCGAAACGAGUUGUCGGGAGCUCUGACUGGUCUGACUCGUGUGCGUCGCUUCCAACAGGACGACGCCCACAUCUAGUCAGGUCGUGGCGGGAACUGCCCCUCCGAUUGGCCGACUUUGGAGUUUUGCACCGAAACGAGUUGUCGGGAGCUCUGACUGGUCUGACUCGUGUGCGUCGCUUCCAACAGGACGACGCCCACAUCUUCUGCACCAUUGAUCAGAUCUCCGAAGAAAUCAAAGGCGCGCUCGACUUCCUUCAGACCGUUUACUCGGUUUUCGGGUUUACUUUCGACUUAGUUCUGUCCACUCGUCCUGAGUCCUUCUUGGGUGAGAUCGAGGUCUGGAACAACGCUGAGGAAGCGUUGGCGAAGGGUAUGGAUUCGAUGGGUAUUAAGUGGAAACUAAAUCCCGGCGACGGAGCCUUCUAUGGACCAAAGAUUGAUAUCACUAUUAAUGAUGCGCUCCGAAGACCAUUCCAAUGCGCGACCAUUCAAUUGGAUUUCCAGCUCCCGAUUAGAUUCAAUCUGAACUAUAGUGCAGAGGACGGCACUAAGAAGAGACCCGUCAUCAUACACAGGGCUAUCCUCGGAUCCAUUGAACGAUUCAUUGCAAUCAUCACUGAGAACUUCGCCGGCAAAUGGCCGUUUUGGUUGUCCCCACGACAGGCCAUUGUAUUGCCGGUCGGACCCAAUGGUAACAAAUACGCAGAACAAGUGCGACAACAGUUGUUUGAGGCGGGCUUUCAAGUGGACAGUGAGUUAGAUCCCGGCCUCACCAUCAAUAAGAAGGUGCGAAACGCACAGUUGGCUCAAUACAACUUCAUUUUGGUUGUCGGCGACAAAGAGAUCGCCAACAAUAGUGUUAACGUCAGGACCAGAGAUAACAAAAUACACGGCGAGUGCUCUUUGGAGCAACUCAUCGAAAAGUUCAAGAAAUUCAAUGAAACAAAGAUUUUGAACGCAGAGGAGGUAUUCAAUGAAUGAAUUCUAUGAUGUAUUCAAUGAUUUUUUGAAUUUUAUUAUUAAAAUGAUAUUUAAUUUAAAAACA